AUGACGGCAGAAUCAUCCAAGUCACAAAGCCCUGCUUCUGCCUCGCGUGAUGACUGGGAUGCUUCUGAAGCUGGGCCGUUGCUUGCGCGGUUCGUUGGUGGCGGACAACUUGCCCCAGAUGCUGAUACUGAAGCCUCAACCCUUAUCGGCACCGCGUCGCCAGGUGACUAUGGAGCCGUAACUUCCUCUGGCGAUGGCACGGCGGAGGAAGCAGGCGUCACGAAGCCGGAGGGCAAACCCCUGCCGAAACUCCAGGUGUUGCUGCUCUGCUACGCGCGUGUGAUGGAGCCGAUUGCCUUCUUCUCCAUCUUUCCCUUCAUUGCGCAGAUGGUUCAGGAGAAUGGCAAUCUACCCAAGAGUGACGUCGGUUUCUACAGCGGUCUUAUCGAAUCGCUUUUCUCGGCCACGCAGAUGACGGUGCUUCUCAGCUGGAGUCGACUUGCGGACCGUAUUGGUCGGAAGCCUGUUCUUCUUAUCACGCUUUUCGGCACCGCUGUUGGACCUGUGUUAUUCGGCAUGUCCAAGACGAUCUGGCAGAUGAUCCUGUUCCGAUGUAUAGCGGGUCUAUUUUCCGGCUCUGGCCUUGUCAUCAGGACUAUGUUAUCUGAACUCAGCACCCCUGAGACACAGGCCAAGGCCUUCAGCUGGUUCGCAUUUGGUGGAAAUGUGGGAAUAUUUUUGGGUCCCAUCAUCGGUGGUGCUCUAGCGGAUCCAGCUCAUCAGUUUCCACGAGCGUUUGGAAAUGUCCAGUUCUUCAUCGACUAUCCCUACGCGCUGCAAGGUAUCGUUGUUGGUCUGAUUAGCUCUACAAGUUGCAUCACAACCGCUUUCCUUCUGAAAGAAACACUUCAUGAGCCGAAAAAGUCUCAUCAUGAAGAGAAUGGCCAGCCUCGAAUGUCAACCUGGGAACUCGUCAAGUCUCGUCAAGUGGCUCUCGUCCUUUGGGCUUACAGCCAUGCCAUGUUCCUCGCCUUCGUGUUCACGGCCAUUCUUCCUGUCGUUCUUUACACACCUGUUGAGCUGGGAGGCACAGGCUUUGACGCAUUCCAGAUCUCCAUUUACAUGGCCAUUCAAGGUGCUAGCCAAGCCAUGUGGUUGCUCAUAGCCUUCCCCAUACUUCACCGACGUCUUGGUACGCGCGGCGUCAUGAAAAUCUGCGGAUAUGCGUAUCCCUGGUUCUUCGUUGGAUUCAUCAUUCUGAACACGCUUUUGCGCGCAGAUACGCACGCUGCUACGGUUAUCUUCUGGAUUUUGGGCGCGGCGGUCACCAUCGUUGGACCUGGUGUCUCGAUGGCAUUCACAGGCGUGCAGCUAGCCCUCAACGACGUUGCGCCGGAUCCUCAUUUCUUGGGUACGUUGAAUGCUCUGGCCCUGAGUCUUGCGAGCGGUAUAAGAGCCAUCGUACCAGGUGCUGCAACGGCCAUUUAUGCCGUGGGUGUUCGUGGGCAGAUCUUCUACGGUCAUCUGGCGUGGGUGAUAAUGAUUCCUUGUGCUGUGGGCUUUACUGUAGCUUGUCAGUAUAUACCCGAGGGAAAGAAGUCUUCAAAGGAUGAUAACGAGGACGACGAGAAUGAAUCGUGA
This is a messenger RNA of Fusarium redolens, 1581 nucleotides long. RefSeq names its product major facilitator superfamily domain-containing protein. Gene Ontology annotation, molecular function: transmembrane transporter activity. The record is from RefSeq and is a predicted model, not a curated record. NCBI's taxonomy places the organism in Eukaryota, Fungi, Ascomycota, Sordariomycetes, Hypocreales, Nectriaceae. Bases 1 to 1581 code for a protein of 526 amino acids. Gene Ontology annotation, biological process: transmembrane transport. The transcript has a single exon.